UUGGUCCUGUUCAUUUCUUCUGCUGCCUCCCUUGGAUGUCUUAUCUGUCUGGUGCUCGAAAUCCCCAGUUACUGUAUGAUCUAGAGCUAGUCUUUGUCGCUGGGCCUCAAGUUUCCUGUUAGCUGAGAGGUUUAAAUUCAGAUUGUAUUGCUGGUCAGCUUUUGCAAGUGCUCAAUCAGAGUUGAGUUUACUAGUUCAUUCACAUGUUCGUUCAUUCUUUUGUCUCUUUAUUCAACCAUUGCCUUUAGAAUGUCUUACUGAACCACUCGCUAAGGGAACACCGUCCCCACCACUUCCCCAAUUUGGUUGUGAUUCAUGAGAGAGAUCAUUAAGGUCCUAAAUUGGUGAUACUGGAUGGGCGUGGUAUAGAAUCAGGGGCAAAAAGUAGAUUUUAGUGUUUGGAAAAGGUAGAGAUAGUUUCAGUAGAGCCUUGCUGCCGCUAAUUUUGUAAUGCCAGCCUGCAUUCUGGAUUUCUAUCUCCGCACUUGGCUUCCUUUCUCUUCCUUCUUCAGACAGCUUACAAACAGCUUUACUUACCCAUCACUUUACUUAAUUAUAUAAUGGUGGUGGUGGAGUAUAAUUGUCAUUCCCAUUUUACAGAUGAGGAAACUGAGACUCAGAGAGGUUAAGUGACUUGGCCAAGGUCAAACAGUAAGUGGUGGAGCCAGGAUUCAAACCCAGGAGCCAUGUCCACCUUGUUCCCCUCACUCUUUCCCCGUGUGACUGAGACACUGUGGUUUAAUCUGGAUCGACCCUGUGUGGAGGAGACAGAGCUGCAGCAGCAAGAACAGCAGCAUCAGGCCUGGCUCCAAAGCAUCGCAGAGAAAGACAACAACCUGGUACCUAUUGGCAAGCCGGCCUCAGAGCACUAUGAUGACGAGGAAGAGGAAGAUGAAGACGAUGAUGAGGAUAGUGAAGAGGACUCAGAGGAUGAUGAGGACAUGCAGGACAUGGAUGAGAUGAAUGACUACAAUGAGUCCCCUGAUGAUGGCGAGGUCAAUGAGGUGGACAUGGAAGGCAACGAACAGGAUCAGGACCAGUGGAUGAUCUAGGAAGAUAAGGCAGGGCAGCCUCAAGGAGCUUCCAGGCCUGCCCAGCCUACCCUGAACUUCCUGCAGAACCAGCUGAUUGCUCCAGUGCCUGAAAGCUCACCCUUGGGCACCAACUCGGCUGCUGCCAGGACCUGAUCUCCUUGGCUCCUUCCAGGUCAACACUCUACCCUUGAAUCUCCAGGGCCUGAGCCUACCGUGUCUUUUUGAAUGAUACCUUACCCUUGGUUGCCAGGUCUAAUCUCUUUCUAAUUCUCUUUAAUAAAGACACAGGACUGAUCUUUUUUUCCCCCCACAUCUAUUCCUUGUUUGUUGGUGAGACCAAGAGGUAUCCAGCAUCUUUUGAGCUUUGGGGAGAGGGCACUCCAGGGACUUCGGGCAAACCUAACUGGUCAUGUAG
Talpa occidentalis (Iberian mole) is the source of this 1449-nucleotide messenger RNA. RefSeq names its product anaphase promoting complex subunit 15 (gene ANAPC15). The coding region runs from base 687 to 1052 and encodes 121 amino acids. The record is from RefSeq and is a predicted model, not a curated record. NCBI's taxonomy places the organism in Eukaryota, Metazoa, Chordata, Mammalia, Eulipotyphla, Talpidae. Gene Ontology annotation, cellular component: anaphase-promoting complex. Gene Ontology annotation, biological process: regulation of mitotic cell cycle spindle assembly checkpoint. The transcript is spliced from 5 exons.